Haliotis rufescens (red abalone) is the source of this 651-nucleotide messenger RNA. Its product is annotated as complement C1q-like protein 4. Lineage: Eukaryota; Metazoa; Mollusca; Gastropoda; Lepetellida; Haliotidae. Gene Ontology annotation, molecular function: protein binding. Bases 125 to 631 code for a protein of 168 amino acids. The record is from RefSeq and is a predicted model, not a curated record. The transcript has 3 exons.
ACAACAGACAGCACAGUGUGGCUACAUGGAGAUAAGGCGUCGGACAGGUCGGUACUCCAGGUGUUGAAGGAAGGCGACAUCUCAUGACACAGAUCAUACCUAGCAAGUCGACGAUUUCACAAAGAUGGCUACGACAACGACGGCGUUGCUGUGUCUGUGUGCUGUGACGCUGGUCGCAUCCAUCGGUGUGGAUAUAACAGAACACCUGAACAAACGAGCUGGGUCAUCCAGGGUCGCAUUCUCUGCCGGUUUGACGACCAAUCUUGAGCUCCACCAGCCCGUCAACAUCACCUUCGACAGAGUCUUCACCAACAUCGGCGACGCCUACGACAACAACACGGGCGAGUUCACCUGCCCGGCGGCAGGGACUUACGUGUUCCAGUUUCAUGGUCUGACGGAGUCUGACGGAUCCAUCUGGAUGGAGCUGUUUAAGAAUAACGCGUACGUCAUCUCCGCCUACUCCCACUCUGCCAACGACUACGGUGCUGCUUCCAACGCCAUCGUCCUUCAACUUGCCGUCGGCGACGUCGUACACCUCCAAGGUCACGGGGACGUUUAUCUGUACGGCGCCUCCGAUGAGGUGUACGCCACGUUUAACGGCUUUCUCCUAUACCCAGCUAAAAGCUCGUAAAUAAAUAAGCUACGACACUG